Molecule: messenger RNA, 1080 nt
Organism: Trichosurus vulpecula (common brushtail)
Lineage: Eukaryota; Metazoa; Chordata; Mammalia; Diprotodontia; Phalangeridae
Product: zinc-alpha-2-glycoprotein-like
Exons: 6
Coding region: 1-1080 (359 amino acids)
Biological process (GO): immune response
Cellular component (GO): external side of plasma membrane
Source: RefSeq, a predicted model, not a curated record
AUGCUGAUGAGGAAGCCAAGCAAUUGCAGGAUGAAGAAUCAGAAGUCAAGGAAAAAGUCACUGUCAUGUUGGAUGUAUGUUAUGGGAGUAUUUGCUAUGAGGGAAGCUGAGGCAGCCCAUCACACCCACGAGAUCCUUUUUACUGCAGUGGGUACAUCAAAGACACUUUUGGGCUUCACCAUGGUCAGCUUCUUGGAUGAUGUAGAGAUUGCCUUCUAUGACAAAAAACACCAGCAGCUUGUGAUCAAGGAGGCCUGGGUCUCCCGUGCCCUGGGGGCUGACUUUGUAGAAGAUCAGCAGUACAGGCUGAUGAACAAUGAGAUUGACUACCUUUGGGCCCUCCAGAAUUGGGUACAGAAUGAUACCUUGGGCAAAGAGAACCACACAGUCCAGAUCUGGCAUAACUGUCACCUGGACCGAGGCAUCCAUGUGAGCAGCCGCAUCUGGUGUGCUGUGGAUGGCGAGGACUUCUGCCAGAUGGAUGAGCAGAUAAACCACUGGGUGGCCAAGAAGCCUGAGGCUAAACCCGCCAUACUCCUCGCAGAAGUGAUCUACUGCUCCAAGAAGGUGAAACGCUACCUGGAAGACUAUUGUGUCCAGCCAAUGAAAAACAUCCUACAGUAUUCCAAUGUCCGGGAUAAUGUACCCCCAGAGGUGACUGUGUCCCAGCAUGAUGCCCCAGAUGGCAACGUCACCCUCAUCUGCACAGCCACAGGCUUCUACCCCCGCUCUAUCCUGCUGCGCUGGGAGAAGGAUGAGCAAGUGGUGGUGUGGGGGCAAGAGAGCUCCAGCGGCAUCUUGCCCAACAGUGAUGCCACCUUCUACCUCCAAAUCACCCUGAAGCUCCAGUCGAGGAACAUGGAGACAGGAUACAGCUGCGUAGUGGAGCACAGAGAGCUAGAGACUCCAGCUAUAUACCCUGUGCCUGUAAAGCCCACCAAGGUAAGGCCUUGGCACGUGGCCCUGAGCAUCCUGACAGUCAUCACCAUGUUGCUGAGCUGUGUUGUUGCUUUCAUCACAUGGAAGAAGAGGAAGACAGAGUCUGCCUUCGCUGUCUCACCAGGCUCUGCAAAUAAAUGA